Cylindrotheca closterium is the source of this 1839-nucleotide messenger RNA. Lineage: Eukaryota; Bacillariophyta; Bacillariophyceae; Bacillariales; Bacillariaceae. The record is from the annotation of a GenBank genome assembly.
AUGGCCGAGUUGGAAUACAACAGCGAACGAAUUCGCAACUUUUCCAUCAUUGCUCACAUUGAUCAUGGAAAGUCGACGCUGGCUGAUCGAUUACUGGAAUCUACACAGACUGUCGCUCUGAGAGAUAUGGAGGAACAACUCUUGGACAACAUGGAUAUUGAACGCGAACGAGGCAUUACCAUCAAGUUGCAAGCAGCCCGUGUGUUGUACAAAUCCAAAAAAGACGGAGAAAUUUACGUAUUGAAUCUAAUUGAUACUCCUGGGCACGUGGAUUUCACCUACGAAGUUUCCAGAAGUUUGGCAGCCUGUGAAGGAGCCCUGUUGGUGGUGGAUGCCUCGCAAGGAAUUGAAGCACAGACGCUUGCCAAUGUCUACCUGGCUUUGGAGAAUGAUUUGGAGAUCAUUCCUGUCUUGAACAAGAUUGACUUGCCUGCUGCCGAUCCUGAUCGUGUGGCCGAAGAAAUUGAGGAGACCAUUGGAUUGGAUUGUACCGAUAUUGUCCAUGCGUCCGCCAAGGCAGGCAUUGGAAUUGAUGAUAUUUUAGAAAGCAUUGUCCAAAAGGUCCCACCACCUCAAGCUAAUGUUGACAAGCCCUUUCGGGCACUUAUCUUUGAUUCCUACUAUGAUUCGUACCGUGGUGUUAUUGUGUUUUUCCGCGUGGUCGAUGGACAAGUGAAGAAGGGAGACAAGUUGCGAUUCAUGGCAUCGGCAGCGGAACAUGAAGUGACCGAAUUGGGAGUCAUGACACCCAAACAAGUUCAAGUGGAGAACUUGAGAGCAGGAGAAGUUGGAUACAUUUGUGGUUCCAUCAAGGAUGUCUUGGAUGCACGUGUCGGAGAUACCAUGGUCUUGUCGAAGCAGUUCAAAGAAGCAAAAGCAGCCGAUGCCCCGAUGAAAGCCCUUCCUGGUUAUGCCGAUAGCGUUCCAAUGGUCUACUGUGGUUUGUUCCCCGUCGAUGCCGAUGAUUAUGAGAGUUUGAGAGAUUCCUUGGGUAAGCUUCGAUUGAAUGAUGCCUCCUUGUCAUACGAACCGGAGACAUCGGGAGCCAUGGGAUUUGGGUUCCGAUGCGGUUUCUUAGGAUUGUUGCACAUGGAAAUUAUCAACGAGAGACUAUCUCGGGAAUACAAUCUUGACUUAAUCAUGACUGCCCCCAGUGUGGUAUACAAGGUUAUACACAAUGGAGUUGAGAAGACCAUCGAGGCCCCCAGCAAGAUGCCCGACGUCACUCGUGAUCACGAAACUCUGGAGCCAUACGUCAAAAUGGAAAUUUUGACACCCUCCGAAUACAACGGUGCCAUCAUCGAGUUGGGUCAAGAGCGCCGUGGAAUUCUGAUAGACAUCAAGUACUUGACACCCACUCGAUCCACCAUCGUUUACGAACUGCCAUUGGGAGAAGUUAUCACAGACUUUUUCGAUCAAUUGAAGUCAAGAACCAAGGGGUACGCCAGUAUGGAAUAUAAAAUCUUGGAAUACAGAGCCAGCGACUUGGUCCGACUGGAUGUCAAAAUCAACUACGAGCUGGCCACAGCUCUGGCUACCGUUGUCCACCGUGACAAUGCCCAAUCUAUGGGACGCAGACUUUGCGCUUCUCUUAAGGAGUUGAUCCCAAGGCAAAUGUUCAAGAUUCCCAUCCAAGCCUGUAUUGGUGUCAAGGUCGUAGCUUCGGAACACAUUUCACCGAUGCGAAAGGAUGUGUUGGCCAAGUGUUAUGGAGGUGACAUUUCGCGGAAAAAGAAACUGCUGAAUAAACAAGCAAAGGGAAAGAAGAAGAUGAAGUCCAUUGGAAAGGUGACGGUUCCACAAGAAGCUUUCAUGGCAGUUUUGAAGCUAGACAAGUAA